AUGUCCCGCAGUCCCCUCCCAGCUGAUCCUAGCUCCCGGAGUCUAGAUUACGGAAACGAGCGUCGCGUAGACCGAGGACCGCGCGUUCGCGGCGCGGGUCCCCGGCCCCGGGCGCCUCUCGGGUUCCUGUGCGCCCUCGCACUCCCGAUUGCCGUCUCCGAGCCUGUGCCCCUCCCCAACCCCGGCCGGGCUCGGGAGCGCUCCCCGGUCACCUCGGCCGCGCUCAUUUUACUUCCUUUCGCGGUCCGGAUUGCAGCAAAACCGGGCAGCGCGAGGGCCAAAAAGUGGAAAGGAGAGCGCCUUUCCGCGUCGCACCGCCAGCUCGCCAAGUCCCCCUCCCCAGUCCAGACCCUCGCAAUCCCAACUGCAACUUUUUCCCUUCCGUCUGGCUUUCCCCUGGCCUGCGGCGAGCGGGCGCCGGGCCGCUAG
Rangifer tarandus platyrhynchus (Svalbard reindeer) is the source of this 429-nucleotide messenger RNA. NCBI's taxonomy places the organism in Eukaryota, Metazoa, Chordata, Mammalia, Artiodactyla, Cervidae. The record is from the annotation of a GenBank genome assembly.